Penicillium olsonii is the source of this 1425-nucleotide messenger RNA. The record is from the annotation of a GenBank genome assembly. Lineage: Eukaryota; Fungi; Ascomycota; Eurotiomycetes; Eurotiales; Aspergillaceae.
AUGCCAAUCACAAAGAAGCGCAAGGUCGCACCGGCGCCUGCUGAGGAGUCGGAGACCGUUGUCCCCUCAAGCCCGGAACCCAGUCCUGCACCUGAGGAUCAAGAAGCUGCGGAAGAUAACGAUGCGGAGGCCGAAACCGAGGCUAGCGCCCCCAAAAGCUUCAAAGAACUCGGUCUCAUUGAUUCACUAUGCGAAGCUUGUACCAACAUGGGCUACAAGCAACCAACACCCAUUCAGAGCGAGACGAUUCCACUAGCACUCCAGGGCCGCGACAUCAUCGGACUCGCCGAGACAGGUAGUGGAAAGACUGCCGCAUUUACUCUUCCUCUCCUCUCUUUCCUGAUGGAGAAGCCCCAGCCGUUCUUUGGUCUUAUCCUCGCCCCGACCCGUGAACUGGCAUACCAAAUCUCGCUCGCAUGCGAGUCCCUCGGUUCCACCAUCAAUGUACGAUCUGUCACCCUUGUCGGUGGUAUGGAUAUGGUGCCGCAGUCCAUUGCGCUGGGAAAGAAGCCUCACAUCAUUGUCGCGACACCCGGCCGUCUUCUCGACCAUCUUGAGAAUACCAAAGGCUUCAGUCUGCGCAACCUCAAGUAUCUCGUCAUGGACGAGGCCGAUAGGCUUCUGGACAUGGACUUUGGUCCGAUUCUUGAUAAGAUUCUCAAAGUGCUUCCUCGUGAGCGUCGCACGUUCCUUUUCUCAGCAACAUUAUCUUCCAAGGUCGAAUCCCUCCAGCGUGCAUCUCUCACAAACCCUGCGCGUGUCUCGAUUUCAUCAAGCAAAUACCAAACGGUCUCUACGCUGAACCAGACAUUCCUGCUGCGGCCCUUCAAGCACAAAGACAUCUACCUUGUGUACUUGCUCCACAAGUACAUGGGCCAGUCUGCUAUCAUUUUCAUGCGCACAGUACAUGAAACUCAGCGCAUCGCCUUCUUGCUGCGUGGACUUGGAUUCGGUGCGAUUCCUCUACACGGACAAAUGUCCCAGUCCGCACGUUUAGGUGCGCUGGGUAAAUUCAGAUCUAAGAGCAGAGAGAUCUUGAUUGCAACUGAUGUGGCUGCUCGUGGUCUUGAUAUUCCAUCAGUCGACAUUGUGCUUAAUUACGACCUCCCCAGUGAUUCAAAGACUUACAUUCACCGUGUUGGACGCACAGCAAGAGCUGGAAAGGCUGGUACCGCCAUCAGCUUUGUCUCUCAGUACGACGUUGAGGUUUGGCAACGUAUCGAAGCCGCUCUUGGCAAGACCCUCGAAGAACACGAUGCACCCAAGGAGGAUGCGAUGGUAUUCGAAGCCAGUGUUCACGAGUCUCAGCGCGAUGCCAUCCAGGCUAUGAAAGUUUACGACGAAAAGAAGGGAUCCAAGGGCAAGGGCAAGUUCAGCUUCAAGGGCAAACGCGGCCGCGAUGCUAUGGAUCAGGAAGAAGGUUAA